AGGGACAAAGGAUUCUUCAGAAAAAAAUUGCAUAUGUAUUGUUAAUCAUCUGAAGUAAGCAGCAAGUGAACGCAGCUGCGUAAAAAAGCAAUAUGGUGACUAACGAAUUAAUCAACUGUUGAGGAUAAUCAAGAAUACAAAUGUUUAAUAAUAUUAAUAAUUUUUUGAAUGGACGGUGGUAAAAUUGAGUGAUGAACUUAACGUGAUUAAAAGCCUUUCAGAGGCUAAAGAGAGGAAACCAUGUGCGAUGUGUGUGUUGACUUUCACGACCUUCUACUCUCCUAUGAUGACAGAUCAUCAAAGGAACAAGAUGGAUUGACAAUACUUUGUAUUUCGGAUAUGGAUACAACGCUACACUAUGUUAAUCAAUGGGUACAAAGACAAUGUAUGUGCUGUUAUCGUGAAAUUAAAAAUUUUGAUCGGUUUAUACGCCUGACUCAAAGUGUUGUAUUGUGUUCAUUACAACAAUUACAACUUAUACAACAAAAUGGACAACAAACGAAUGUUGGGAAAGUAUCAUCCAAAGAUGAAAAAGAAGAAAAGACAGAUGAAGCUAAGGCAGAGAAUGCAGAUUAUACAGAAACAGAAACACAAAUGAAACAAAACUGGUCUCAGCAGGAUAGAGAAAAAUUAUUUCAUUUACUUUCAAAAAUAUUUUUAUUAAAUUUCCCUCUUUAUAUUGCAAUGAAACAUGGUGGUGCGAUUAAUCCAUUAGCUCCAGUAAAAGAUGAAGGAGGGUAUUGUGAACCUCAUGAUCCAGAAGUACCAGCUCCUUUAAUUAGGGCAGUUUCUAUUUUUUGUCAUCAAGGUGGCUUCAAUUUAAUGUCUGCUUGUUUUGAUAUGAAAAAUACAUUACCUGUUAGCCUUGCACACUCCAUGGUUGCAGUGAUUUGUAAUUUAAAACUUUGGUUAAAUUAUGGUAGUGUUAUUCAGCUUUUUAUACCAUUGCGUAGUCGUGUUAUGAAAUAUAUGUGUCGCUUAGGAGAUAAAGAAUUACGCACACCAGCAGUUAGAACAAUGGCAGAUUUUAUGUGGAGUGCUGUAAAAGAUCCUAUUGAUGCUGUUUUACCAAGUUUUGAUCGUGAUGGAUUGGAUCUAGCGUUUAAAUAUUUUACUAGUACAACUUUAACUAUGCGACUAGCAGGAAUAGCUCAGAUAAAUGCUCAUAUCACUGCAUUCAAUGAACUUUGUAAUAGUGAAACUGUUGCUGAAGUGGAACAAGUGGGCCAUGCACUGGCUGCUUGGUUAACUGAAAAUAAUAUAAUAGCUCAUAUAUUUGGACCAAAUUUGCACGUAGAAGUUAUUAAACAAAGUCACAUUGUACUAAGUUUCUUAGCUAUGGAAGGCAGAAUUACUUGUUCAGAUAUGGAUACUAUGUGGCAAGCUGCGCAAUUAAAACACUGUGGACGCCCAGUAUAUGAUUUAUUGGCACCCUUAGUAAAGCAUUUGGCUCCUACUCCAGUUUUACAUUUGUACUCUUUAUUAGGAAAAUUAGAGCCAAAGGACCACACAGAACAAAGUUUAUUUCUGGCAUCUGCCUUGAUAAAGUUUAUUUGGACAGCGGGUGGAUCAGGUUAUCCAAGAGGUUUGUCUAUAAAAAAUCGAGACAUUUUAAGAGGUACUAGUGGUAUUGGUGGUAGCAGUACUAGUGAUCCUAGUGGUAUAGAUGGAAGUAGUCCAGAUGAAGAUGAAGAGGAACCUAGUCCUGCACCAUCAGAGGGACCUUCACCAAGAAAACAAGCGAGACGUGAUAGUAGUGAUGGAGAAGGUCCUUUCAAAGCAAAAGGUGGUAUUGGUACAGCAGUUGUGCAAACAACAUUAAACGAAACAGAAGAUUCUACAGUGGAUAAGUCUGAAUGCCUUGUUGAAUCAAUGAAAAUUUCUACAUGUAGUAUACAAGAUAUGAAAGAGAAACAAAGUGGCUCAGAUGUGGAAGCUGAUACAGAAAAAUCAAAUGCAGAAGAAACCGUUGCAUUUGAGAAAAGAAAAAGAAAAGUAUUACGGAAAAGGAAAAAGCCACAAAAGCGUUCAUCAGCUACUGUGGAUAAAACAUUGGAAGAUAUUGUUAAUCAAGAAAAUAAUACAAAAACUAAAGAUUUAAUGUUGGACAUGAAAAAUAGAGCCGAAGAUGUUUUAAAUAGUACUUUGGAUAGUGGCGGAUUAGUUUCUAUCGAUGAUCCAAAAGGUGUUGACGCGUUGGAUCGUGCUAAGCAGCAGGCGAUGGCCUUAGACUCAAGUGAUCAGCAAGUCCCGACAACUGCUGCAAUUUUAAGAAGAGCUAAUAAACACAAAUAUAUGUCAUUAGUAGGUCACAAUGUGGAUCGAGCUCCCGAUUCUGCGGAUACCUCACACGACGAAGAUGACAGCGAUGUAGCUGGUGUACUCGCUGCAGCAGACGGACCUGGUGCUGUUAUAUCUGAGCUCGCCGGUUUAGUACAUGCUACAGGCCCGACGUUUCUACCUUCUGGUUUAGAUGAAAUGCUAUCAGAUGAAGAAGCGUACUCGUAUAGCAGUAGAAUAUCGAACAAAAGUGAAAAAAAUAUGGCAGACUUUGAUGGAGAAGAGAGUGGUUGCGAAGAAGAACUAGCACAAUUAGCUGCACGUCAUUUAACAGCGAUACAAAUGCAAGCUUAUCAUCCCCAUCAUUCUCAUCCGUCAAUGACGAUCAGACGAUCCGUUUGUCGUCCUCCACAAGUAAGAAGUAUUCGGCAGACGGUAACACGAGUCAGUUCACAAUUCAAUUUGGACACUGUUUGCAAACCUGGAAAUACAUUAUUGUGGGAUUUGUUGCAAGAUGAUAAAAUUGGUCAGUUAGGAGAAGGUUUAGCAUUAGAAGCUGAGAAAGCUUUGUGUAACCUUCUUUGUUUCAACGUUGAUCGGUUAAUACCUAUGAAAUUCAUAGAAGGUUGUUUAGAAAACUUGGCUACCAAUCGUUCUGUGGUCGUAUCUUUAAGAUUAUUGCCUAAAUUAUUCGCCAGUUUUCAACAAUUUGGUGCAAUGGAUGCGCACACAAUAACUACGUGGGCAGAUCGUGAACGUGGAAUGAUGAAACACUUUUUUAAUAAUCUAAAAACCUACACUAAUACUGGGCCGAAAAAUGGGUUAUAUUCUCAUCAAACAGAAAUACAAGUUCGAUUACAGUUUUUAUCCUCGAUAUUUUCACCUCUGGGUUCACCUGAUUGUUUCCGUUUAAGUCUCGAACAAGUGGAUAUAUUAUGGCAAUGUUUAUCGCAAGAUCCAACUUGUGCCGAUGAACUGUUCAGUUGGUUACUCAGUCAAGCAAAAUCAACGGAACAACACGCUCUCGCAAUGGAUACACUUAAACACUUGUGUAUGCGUAAAUUGCCAAGUUUGCCACCCGAAACGAUUAGUAUGACUGGUCUUAGUCUUUUUCAACAGUUGUGCAAUUUGGCUCGUUUAGCAGCUGAACAUUUGGAUAGACCUCUAAGAGAUGUGGAUUCAGUUGGUAUGGAUUUCUUAUGGAGAAUUGCCUUGAAAGCUAAAAGCACGGAUGUUAGCAUGGCAGCUAUACAAUAUUUGAACGGAUAUUAUAUGUCCAGACAAUUAACCCAAGAAGCAGAAUUUGUUUCACAAUGUAUGACGCAUCUCGCCGCAGCUAGUGCCGAUCUGGAAACGAAUGAGGAAGCUAGUUUACGUUGCAUACAAAGAGCUUUGUUAUUAUUGAGAACACAUUUGGAAGCUUUUCGAAAGCGGUACGCCUAUCAUUUACGUCGCUGGAUAUUGGAAGGUAGAGGUGCUGGUAGCCAUGUAGCUAUGAAUACAUCAGAGAAGGGUCAACAGUUAAGAAUAUUCGUACAACCUGCUGGAAUUCCUGAAAAAACAAGCUUCACCCUUUUUAGUACUGACUACGUUGCUGACUUGAGAGCCGAAGUUGCUAAGUGGUGGGAUGAUACUCAAAAUAAUCAAGAAAAGUCAUCGUCCACUACGAAUUCAAGUCAGAAUAAUAGCUCAGUAUUAGGGUCACUUUUAACUGAUGGGCCAAUUAGAAUGAUUACGCAAGGUCAAGAAUUAACUAUUGAUUUCGAUGAAAAAACACUGCAGGAAAUGGGUUUUAAGGAUGGCCAACUAGUAUUCAUUUCUCCUGGCGCUAGUCGAGCUAAUGGUACAGGUAGAUGUAAUAAACGAGAUGUGGAUUCGCCCUCUCUUUUGCCACCACCACCUCGAGAGUCUUUACCGACCUUGUUAUUAUUGCGACCACAAUAUUUUGAACAGUUAUUUACGCUGAUGAGAACAUUGAGUGCUAUGAAAACCGUAGUUAAAGGAGGUCAAGAAAUUCCACAUACUAAGGCACAAGUACUUUCAAGAAGAGUUUGGGAUACAUUAACUUUGUUACCAACUAGUCCUACUUUAUUAAGAGGUUUCCAAAAAUUAGGGGAAGCUACAUUACCGGAAUUGUUAGACCCUGCUAGCCCUCAGAAAUUGAUGUAUUCUUUAUAUAUAGUGGAAUCUCUAAGUAGACGUAGUACAACAAGUCAACCUUCCAUUGUGAACCCCACUGCAACCACUAACGAGAACGAAGGGGACACGGACGAUAACCACGAAGACAAAGAAAAAGAUGUAUCUUGGUCUACGUUGUUCGUUCAACACGGGGGUUUACGUCAUUUGUUCGAUAUCUUUAUGUCUGGAUGUUUGGAACAGGGAGAUGGUAGUGAGUGGCAGCAGGACUGUCUUGCUAGUUUGCUAAAACAACUGUGUUAUUUAGGUGUCGUUAAAGAAGACAAGAAACGAAGCAAAGCAGAUAAAUUGCUUGUACCUAAAUUGAGCGAAGCGAUGCUCUCAAUGAUGAACGUAGAAGCCGUUAUGUCACGAAUAACAAAUAUAUUAAACGAAGCAUCUUUACCUAGAGAUCCAAACCAUUACAAAACAGGACUUUUUGGGAGAUCCCAGGUUAUCCACUAUACUAUGGCUCUACUAGUUUGUUGGGUACAUAGCGAUGAAACAGUCAGACAGUAUCUUUUCUCAUCUCCACAACCUUUUGGAAAGACUUGGUUAAGGAGAUUAGUAUUGGAAGAUCCAGAACCUGCAGUGAGAAGAGAAGUUUGUACAGCAUUGUACAGAUUAUGCUUGGGCACUACAGGAUCUGAAGAUGACAACUCUGAUAGUUCCAGUUUGAUUGUACCAAUGUUAAACACAUUAUUAGAACAUCUUGUCAUUGCAGAAGCAAUGCAACCUUCUCAUCGUAAACCAGAUUUACCAUUGCACCUACAUCCAGUGCUUGAUGAUGGAAAAGAACCAUAUGGACCUGCUUGCAGAGAUUACUUUUGGUUGGUUUGUCGAUUGGUUGAUUCUCUUCCAGAAGAAGCUAUCAAAGAAGGUUCAGAUGAUUCUAAUGUAACGAUAGAUCUAGAAGCUCUAGCCAUAAGAGUAAUUGACUCUGUUUUAAACAGAGAACAUCUCGAAACACGUCAUAAUACAGUGGAAGACGACGGUUUAGUUGGAUUGUUAAAUCUCACUUGCAACAUUAUGACGCAUAACCCACCUUGUAAACAAGGAAAAAUCGGGCAAAAUCUACUUCACGAAGUGUUUGAUUUUCUGUUUGCAUUGCCGAAUCCCCGAUCGAAACAUGUUCCAAAAUGUAAAAGUCAAGUUUCCAGAUCGGCAGCUUUUGAUCUCUUAGUUGAACUUGUAAAAUCCGCUCCCGACAAUUACAAGAUUCUUCAUGAAAAAUUGUUAGCUCAACAUAAACCUGGUCCCCAUUCUCCGUAUCCAUGGGAUUACUGGCCACAUGAAGAUGGACGUUCCGAUUGUGGAUAUGUGGGAUUGACAAAUUUAGGUGCCACCUGUUACAUGGCCAGCUGUAUGCAACAUUUGUACAUGAUGCCACAAGCACGUGUUUCUAUAUUAGGCGCUGACUGUAAUCGGGCAAAUAAGCAUCAACUGACCUUACGAGAACUGCAAAGAAUGUUUGCCUAUCUUUUAGAGUCUGAAAGGAAAGCAUAUAACCCUCGAAGUUUUUGUCGUGUGUACACAAUGAAUCACGAGCCUCUUAAUACUGGAGAACAAAAGGAUAUGGCUGAGUUUUUCAUAGACCUUGUAUCUAAAUUGGAAGAGAUGACAUCGGAUUUGAAAAAUUUGGUAAAGACAUUAUUCUGUGGUGUGAUAUCUAAUAAUGUUGUGUCAUUAGAUUGUGAACAUGUAAGUAGAACACUUGAAGAAUUUUAUACUGUUCGCUGUCAAGUGGCUGACAUGAGGAACCUUUAUGAAAGUUUAGAUGAAGUUACAGUUAAAGAUACUUUAGAAGGGGAUAAUAUGUACACGUGUUCACAAUGUGGCAAAAAGGCAAGAGCAGAAAAGAGAGCAUGUUUUAAAAAAUUACCACACAUACUGUGUUUUAACACAAUGAGAUAUACGUUUAACAUGGGAACCAUGCUAAAAGAAAAAGUCAAUACCCAUUUUAGUUUUCCAUUAAGGCUAGAUAUGUCUGGAUACGUUGAGAAGAAACUUAUGCCACAACAUUAUCAGGAAGAGAAGAAAGCGUCUGAAAAGAAAAAAUCUGAAAGUGACUGUCAAACAGGGUUGGGUAAUGAUGAAGAAGGAGAAAUGGAACAUUAUCAGUAUGAUUUAAUUGGUGUAACAGUUCAUACUGGUACAGCAGAUGGUGGGCACUACUACAGUUUCAUCAGAGAUCGUACCUCUCCUAAUAAAGAUAAAUGGUUUUUAUUCAACGAUGCUGAAGUUAAACCAUUUGAUCCCAAUCAAAUAGCAGCAGAAUGUUUUGGAGGAGAAAUGACUAGCAAGACAUAUGACUCUGUUACAGAUAAAUUCAUGGAUUUCAGUUUUGAGAAAACUAAUUCUGCAUAUAUGCUUUUUUAUGAAUGGUGCGCUGAUCUCGGUGAUCAAGCAAAGGAAGAGGAAGCUACGGUUUCUAGCCCCAAUGGACGACAGUGUUCUUCAUUAGUUUACAAAAAUACUAACAAACUACCACCUUUAGAGCUGAAUAAGGAGCUGGAAGAUUGGAUAUGGCAAGACAAUAUGCACUUUCUACAAGAUAAAAACAUAUUUGAACAUACAUACUUCACAUUUAUGUGGCAAAUAUGUGGUUACAUACCACAAACAUUGCUAUCCGUACAGCCUGACAUAACGGAGAUGUCAGCAGACCUUUCAACGUCAUUUUUUAUGGAAACCUUCAUUCACGCUAAAGAAAAACCAACUAUGGUACAAUGGGUGGAAUUAUUAACAAAACAAUUCAACGGUUCAGCUGGUGCAUGUGCUAGAUUUCUUGAAAGGAUGGCUGGAGAUUCAUGGUGGCCAAUUCAAAUUCUAGUCAAGUGCCCUAAUCAAAUGGUAAGACAAAUGUUCCAAAGGCUAUGCAUUCAUGUGAUACAACGAUUGCGCGCUACUCAAGCACCUUUAUAUCUUCUUUGCGAUGAAGAAAACGACAUAAAUACUGUCGGCACGCGAUCAUGCGUUACAAGAUUCGUAAGAAUGCUUUUGUCCCUGAUGGAACACGCGAAACAACAUUUAAAACACCUUACUGAAUAUUUCAGUUUUUUAUAUGAAUUUAGCAAAAUGGGCGAGGAAGAAACAUUAUUUUUAAUAAGGGUACAAGCUAUAUCAACUAUGGUGAACUUCUAUCUUGGACAUAAAACACACGAAUUCGUUGAUGCGGUUAGCGAAGAAGAAGAAGAAGAGGAAAUAGUUGCCGUGCCAACAGAAAAGUUGAGACCUGCUUCUCUAGAUAAAAUGAUAACUUUGAUAGCAACUUUGGUUGAACGUAGCAGGGGACCUGAUCAUAGACUAGCACUAUCUCCAGCAGAUCUCAGUGCUGUGGCAGGAGGUAAAGGAUUUCCUUUUUUGUAUCAACAAACACGAGAUGUUAUUAAUCUCAAUCAGACACGAAAUUUGAUACAGUCUUUAUGUCGCUGGAACGAUAGAUUAGCUAUACAUAUUAUUACCAUGAUAUUUCAAGCUAUAACAAAACAUACCGAUGUAUGCCAGCCAUUUUUCAAACUUCUAACGUUGUUAACGGAGAGUUCAGGGCCAAGUGGAUUGCCUUGUAUGACUCAAUUAAUUUUGGGUAGAGUAUGGGAAGCAGCUAGAGUUGCGCCACAUGGUGCAUUGGAAUGGCUAGCUUUAGCUGUGACAAGAAGCAAGCUUGCACAUGCUUGGGUGUUACAAGGAUUAGACACCUGGCUACAACAUUUUUUAUUGGAACAUUCAAAUCAAAGAGUUCGCUCCGCAGCUGCUUUUCUCCUUGUAUCGCUGGUUCCAUCGACUCAUUUUAGACAGGGUUAUCGCAGUGCUCAUAGAUUAGGUUUAGGAUGCAAUACGUCUAGAGAACUUCAACUAUCAUCGGAAGCCACGUUAAUUUUACAUCAAAUAUACACAGCGCUUUUAAGAUUAUUACAACCCGCAAGACAUUAUAUCGAUAUACAAACUCAUGGUACAAUGAAACUCACUGCCUAUUUUGCAUUGCUCACGUAUUGUGUUGUGUCCAAGACAGAGAAAUUAAUGUUUGGACAAUAUCUGAAUGAUUUAUGGACACUUUUUCAUCCAAAACUUUCUGAGCCUAGCAUUCCAGUGCAUCAUAAUAAACAAGCUGUAUUACUGUUUUGGUAUCACGUUUGUUCUGAUUGUCCAGAAAAUGUUGCUCUCAUACUUCAUAAUCCACACAUAACUAAAAAUAUUGCAUUUAACUAUAUAUUAGCUGAUCACGAGGACCAGGAUGUAGUAUUAUUUAAUAGAGUAAUGUUACCCGCUUACUACGGCUUAUUACGACUUUGCUGUCAACAAUCACGUACUUUUACAAGACAAUUAGCUGCACAUCAAAAUAUUCAAUGGGCAUUCAAAAAUAUUACACCUCAUCCUACUCAGUAUUCGACUGCAGUGGAUGAAUUAUUUAAAUUAAUGCAAUUAUUAGUUGCAAGACAUCCUGAUCAAACAGAACAAGAGGAAGCUGAGAUUGCAUCAUUUAGAAGAGGAACGUUAUCAUCGUAUUUACAAGGACUAGACGGGAGAUCCUGUUGGGCUACACUUAUUUCUGCAUUUCGCAUCCUUAUCGAAUCAGACGAUGAUCGCCUCUACGUUGUAUAUAACGGAGGAUUAAGUAUGGCUUUGGAAGCAUUUCAUAUGUUGCAUAUCAUGUAUCAUGAAGCAACAGCGUGUCACGUUGCUGGGGACUUAGCUGAAUUAAUAGCGAUUAUCGUGGAACUGGUACGAUGUAUCAGAACUGCCAGGGAUGGACCCGAUGCAAGAAACAUAUUAGCGAAUUGCAAAGAAUGGCCGGAUAUUUUACGAAAAUUGGCAACGUUAUUAAAUACGUAUAAUCCUCCAGAUAUGCGAAAUCUUGCUAUAGAUCUUCUGAAGGAACUCGUGAUGCUUGUUCCUGCUGAAGCAAUAUUAAUUUUAGCACCAUUGCUAUCACACUGCCAUGCAGCUCUUCAAGAGUCUCAUGCUGCUGUUCCGCCUGGUCCAUAUCUUCCACGAAGAUCUACUCCUCCAGGAAAAAUGCCUACGCGACCCGCCAGACCGAUGGUUCAAAUGGCAGUACCACAUUCGCAGCUGGAGGCAUCGAAAGGAGUAGAUCCAGAAUAUGAUAAUGCUUUGCUUGAAUUUUAUUUACCAUAUCACGAACUCAUUGAUGUAAUGUGCAGAUUAGCAAUCAAUAACGAUUGUAUGACUGAUACAUUAGUUAAUUUGAGCGCUAUGUUAGGAUUCGAAGGUGUUCCAUUGCACUUAGCUUUGUUCCCUAGAUUAUGGUUAGACGUUCAUGCUGCUACACACAUAGACAGAAAACAUAUUGCAUCCCUUCUUUGUUCUUCCUAUACGGUGGAUUACGUAGAUGCUGUGUUACUAGAUGAAAGAUCUUCAUUAGGAAUACCAGCAAUUCAUGCCUUUUUUAAGACUUUCUUUCCUAAACUUGCUAACCACGUAUUAACCGAGCAAACUUGUUUACUUAUCGAUAACUUAAUUAAGUCGAUGGUGGCAAUGGUGGAAGCUGUAGAUAUUCAAGCGUCUGCGCACCGAUUAACCGGGGAUUUAAGAGCGUUGGCUCUUAUCUAUAGUAGUAGUACAAGACUGAAACCGCCAAGUAGUUUGUUACCAGCUUUAGAAACGCUACUAUCUCGAACUAGGGCCAUUAAAGUAAAAGAUUCCAAUCAACAGGAAGUAGAAGCUCCUACGAAGAAACGCAAAUUCACCGUUAACGAGGAUACCGAGACAACCGACAAAGAACUACAUUUACCGAUAAAAGAAAUUAGUGAACAGAAAAAUGUUUCCGAGAUCAACGUUGAGAAGAAAGAUAAAACCGAAACGAAUGAUAUGACUUCUUCCGAUUCUGGAGACGAUAAAACCAUAUCAAGAAAUACUAUUCAAGCAGAAAAUAUUCCUACCAGUAUCACCACGAUAUCCUCCAGUCUGAUCGACACCGUGACGAGUAACAAUUGUACGAAUCAAUUACGAUGUUCGUUAACUAACGUUUCUUGGUUCGAAAUGUUGGAAAAGACUAUCAUCGAUCUGCAAACUAUUGUGCAAUUACAAACAAAAAGUAACUAAUUCUGUACGUGUUUUUGAAUGGUGCUUUGAUCGUAGAAGCACAUACUACAGGACUAAGUUCACGUGUAAUUGUGUGGUUCUUUAAAAUAACAGAACGAAAAUUCAGUUCUACAUUCAAGAUUUAGAUGGACAAAUUUUAGUGCGUUUGUGUUCUACAAAAAGGGAUGCAUAUAUUACCGUGUAUGUAUCAAAUGUAGGGAUAUGUGGGUACCCGGCCUCGGAUUGAAUCGGGUAAAUUCGGACGGAUUCGAUUAGUUCGACGAUUACUUCGGUUGAAGUCGGAGAAAGUUUGACAAUCUGGGACGAGAUCUCGCUAUAUUCAAAGUUCAAUUUGGAUCUCUAGUUCACGUCCGAGCUCGUCUGACUUUUUCAGACUCGACUCGAUACAUUAGAUUAUCCGCAUACCCCUAAUCAAAUGCAAUUUAUUUUCCAAAUGUAGGUAAAUAAGGUAGCUUUACUUACUUAAGUUAUAUUAACAUAUGGAAAAAGAAAUCAUUCAUUGGGAUUGAACAAUUUUUAUUUUACGUAAUAAAUGUUCGUUAGUGCUGUGAGAUCACCUAUCUCCAGGCAACGUUUGUGUACAUUUUAUGUGUACAGUAAUAUAAGCCGCCCAGUAUUCUGUAACAGGAAUUGCAAAAUGCCUUGAGAUAGUUUAAGAGAUACAAUUGUGAAAACUUUCUUGAAACUAUAAUUAUUUUUCUAUUCUUAUUUCAACUUUUAGGGGUACUACAGGAUUUUUUCAAUCUUUCAUAAAAUAUCAAAUAAUAGUAUUUUUUGGUCAACUGUGUAUGUUUAAAUAUUAUUCACGUAUUGCUCUACAAAUUUCAUUAAUUUAUCAUUGUAAUAUACUCUUCAUCGUAUUUUUAACGUUUUCAAGUAAUUAAUCAUGUAAGUUAUAUACGAGUGCAAAUUUUUUAUCGUACAUUUUCUAUCCGAUAUUUUUCAAACUAAUUUACGCGUAAAAUUAUUCUCUCGUAUCUGUUGUAUACAUAAACGAAAGAUAUUUAUUUUUUCUCUUAAGUAAAUAAUUUCGAUAGAUUUAACUUCAAUAUCGGAAAUGUAUUGUGUUAUGCUUUUAAUUCUUUUCGGAAAUUAUACCUCGCAUAUCUUUCAAAGAAUCUAGGAAAGUACAGCUUAAAUUUAACUUCUGUUCAAAUGAAGUUUUAACUACUUUCUGUACUAUCACAAUAAAACUUUUAUUCGUAAUCAUUAAAAAUAAAAAAUCAUACUAUUAGAUUGGUAAAAAGCUCUUUUUCUUUGUUUAAUAGUGAAAAAUAUAAGUAUCUCACAUCACAAAUGAACAGUUGCGAAAUUCUUGAAGAUUCGUCAUAAAGCAAUCGAAGAAUUAUUCAAAGCUAGUUUUCUUGCAACAUUUAAUGAACAAAACUGAAAAACAUAUCUGUAUAAAUUUGUUACGUAUGCGUUUGAUUUAUGUGUACUGCUUUAUUGUAUUUAUUAUUAUUACAUAGUAACCGUGCGCUAUUAAAGAAAGAAAGAUAAGUAUAUAUGAAUAUAUACAUUACUUUUUGUUUCACUAACUCGUUUCGUAAACAAAGUGCUUUAUCGUCAUUUACCGAACAGUUUCGAAUUCUUAUAUGUAAGAAGGAAAUCAGUAUGAUUAAAAUUUCAUUUGUGAUUUAACAAUUUUUUUUUUUAUUGAAGAAAACGCGAGCUAGAAGUUUUUUCAGCCUAGUUGUUCAGUAAAAUAGUGUUCCCAGCAAUAAACCACAGGUGUUUCAAGAAAUACAUUUUGUCAGUUCAAUAUAGUACUUACUUUGUAUUAAAUUCGUGUACAAACUCGCUAUAGCCCUGUGCAGGGCCAUAUAACGAGACUGUAUUUCACAGACGUCAAAAUAUUCUACUUUGAUUAACCGAUGAAAUAAUUUUCUUGAAAUAUUUCUCCCUUUAAUAAUAGAAAUACUGUUUUACCAAACUCCGUAAUUUAAUACACCCUUUAAAUAUAAAGUCGUAAUUUCUUGUAUACGCUUAAUACCUGCGUAAAUGCACACGUACAUAAUAACGAGAAACAUGUUUUCGUCAUAACUGAGCUUAUUGUCGGACAAUGGCACUAAAGUAAUAACUCGUCCACGUUAAAGGUUCAAGAAUCAUUACGUAUGUUUUAAAUUUUUAUGAUCUGAUGUU
Megachile rotundata (alfalfa leafcutting bee) is the source of this 12657-nucleotide messenger RNA. RefSeq names its product ubiquitinyl hydrolase 1 puf (gene puf). Gene Ontology annotation, biological process: protein deubiquitination. The record is from RefSeq and is a predicted model, not a curated record. Gene Ontology annotation, molecular function: cysteine-type deubiquitinase activity. NCBI's taxonomy places the organism in Eukaryota, Metazoa, Arthropoda, Insecta, Hymenoptera, Megachilidae. Gene Ontology annotation, cellular component: cytosol; nucleus.